Molecule: messenger RNA, 1214 nt
Organism: Leptidea sinapis
Lineage: Eukaryota; Metazoa; Arthropoda; Insecta; Lepidoptera; Pieridae
Product: N66 matrix protein-like
Exons: 11
Coding region: 198-1157 (319 amino acids)
Source: RefSeq, a predicted model, not a curated record
UGGUUGUCCACGGGGACAUAUGUUGUGUCAUUAUGGGUCUUAUUUCGAGACGCGUUUUGUAACACUGGUUUCCAAGUUGGUGGCAGAGCCCAACCCACUCACCCUGAUGAAGGACUUCCGAAUGGUCCGAAACUAGUCGGUACCGACACCGACAAAAACUCCCAACAAACGGCCAGGGCUUAUUUGACUUCGAUAACAUGAUGAACAACCUAUUUCCCAGCUUACAAAAAGGCACAGGAACCUCUUCAUCAAGUUAUCCACAUACUCCUCCAGCUAAUAGCCAGUUGAACAAUCCCGGUGGAAGUAUUUGGAAUAAUGGAAACGACAAUUCAGGGUCGAAUAAUCCGGGCAAUUCGCAAUAUUACCCUGGCAACGGUGUUCAGGGUAUAAAUAAUGGUGUAGCGGCAAGGCCGGGCAGUGGUUGGAAUCAACUUGGAAAUUUAAACAAUCAAAAUGGCCAGUUACAGGGUAAUCAUCCACUAACGGAUACAGGAAGGGGUUGGAACAGACCACCGGCAGCCGGGGCUGACUACCCUGCUCAGGGUUCGGGAGGGAACUACCCAGGUUACAAUAAUAAUAAUUGGAACAGCAACAGACGACCAAACACACAAUAUCCCGCAGGAGUGAACUAUCCACAAAACGGAAUUCAGGCUGGGAACACUCAGUACCCACAAAAUAACUGGAAUGGCGAUGGGAGAAAUCCUAAUAUGAAUUAUCCUGCUCAAGGAUAUCCCGAUGAGAAAAUUCAGAAACUCAACCCACCCUACGGGAACGCUGGCAAACCGUGGAACAACGGCAAUUUAAAUUCCGGAAUCAAUUACCCAGGGGAUGCACAAUCGUACCCUACGAAUGGUUACCAGAACCAAGGCUUUGGAAAUAAUCCACGAGGAAUAAACGGCCCCGGUCGACGUCCGUUAGUCCCGGGAAACGUUCGACAAGGUCCUGUUAAUGUAGGACGAGGUGGUAAUCAGGACGCUUACAAUCCACAGGAAUAUGCAGGCCAUCCACAACAGCCUUCUUAUUAUUUAGAUGAAAACAGAGCCCCAUUAGUGAGUAAUUCGACUGGAAAAACAGAGGCAAAGCAGUCAAAUAAUAGCGACAAGAAAAGUUUACCGAAUCCUAAGAGUGCUGCAGCUGUUAAAAAAGACACCGUAUGAAGAAGACGUAAACAGAAAACUUUAAAUUGAAUGGAAUUAAUAAAAGAUUUAAUGUGA